This is a messenger RNA of Neurospora tetraspora, 453 nucleotides long. RefSeq lists its product as uncharacterized. The coding region runs from base 1 to 453 and encodes 150 amino acids. The record is from RefSeq and is a predicted model, not a curated record. Lineage: Eukaryota; Fungi; Ascomycota; Sordariomycetes; Sordariales; Sordariaceae. The transcript has 2 exons.
AUGCAGUUAUCUUCAACUCUCGCCCUCCUCGCCUCCUACUUUGGCCUUGCCACAGCCAUCCACCUGCCCAACGGUGCCUGGGAGGGCACCACGCUCGCCAACGGCACGUACUCCAUCAAGCCCGCGGGCGCUCCGGAUAGCGAGUCAUUCCUCGUUGAGCCGACCACCCAGAAAAGGUCCGGGGCGCCCGUGGCCAAGCGUUACGCAGGCAGCGGCCAUACGCUGUCGAGCGGCGACAAGAACACUUUUGUGGCAUUCAUCGCCGAGGGCAUGAUGGUUUACUACUGCAUUGACGCGCCGCGGAGCAGCGGCAACCUCGAUGUCGACGACGUCAACUACGCCCUGGAGCAGAUGGACGCCACCUGUCGCCGCUACGAGGCGAGCUACUUCAAGUGGGACGGUAGCGUCGAGAUUGUCGGCAAAGGUCGCUCUGGAGACAAUGUCUGCGUUUGA